Gloeophyllum trabeum ATCC 11539 is the source of this 1479-nucleotide messenger RNA. RefSeq lists its product as uncharacterized. NCBI's taxonomy places the organism in Eukaryota, Fungi, Basidiomycota, Agaricomycetes, Gloeophyllales, Gloeophyllaceae. Bases 1 to 1479 code for a protein of 492 amino acids. The record is from RefSeq and is a predicted model, not a curated record. The transcript is spliced from 6 exons.
AUGAGUCUCGAUCAGAACCUGUUCACGCUCAACUUGGUACAGCGUCCGGACAAUCCUGCUGUGAUCGACCUCGUGGAUACGAAUGGGACGGCGCAUUAUAGGAAGCAGAGGAUCCCGGGGAGCGUGUAUAAGAUAGAGUUGGUCGAUCCCCUGUCCGAAUCUGUACUUGCUACGGCGACGGCGCCGAGCGCGACGAAUAAACAUAAGACUAUCGAACUGUACAAUCCGAACCUUGCGAUAGACUUGAGGUACACCGGAACUUUGUCGACGAGGUGGAAGUUCAAGUGGGAGGACCAUGAGUUCGAGUGGAAGAAGGAGGAGUGCUUCAUUAUACGGAAACCUGACCCUCCCGUGCUCGUCGCGAUCACCAAGGAGCCCUCGAGCCGCGUCAGGUCAUGGACGGUACAGAUAUUGGAUUACAACAUCAACCGCUUUGACAUUGAGGACAGGAAGGGGCUCGAGAUCGUCAUCCUGACGGCCUUGCUUACGUUCGGGGACUCGAGCGACACGUACCAUCCUCCCGGGGAUGAUCCCCCUCCCUACUCCGACCCUAUCCCUUCGAGUUCCACUGCCCAGGCUGCACCCGCGAGCCUGGUCGCGAGUAGUGACAUCAAAGCAUCGCCGGAAGAGCCCCUUGAGUAUAAGCCCCCGACACCCCCGCCGAAGCCUACCCCGAAGACGGGUAUAGACAGGAUCGCCGAGGUGCACGCGAUGAGGGAGGAGAUAAACGAAGUCACGGUCGACGAUGAGGGGCUCUGUAUGGAUUACGCGCGGUACUGCUACAACCUGCUACAGGACGAAGCGAUGCUGUUUAUAACCGUCCGCUCUGCGAGCCCGGAGCAGGUGCCGAAGGUACUUCAUGUGGUAGAAGAAGCGAAACGGCUUCGCCACCAAGCAGGGAUAGCUUACGAGGAAGAGCUUCACCAGUACGUCGUGUACGACACCAAGCCGGUGCCUCGGAAGGUACCGCGGGUCAUCAACCUGGACGACCCUCCGUCUACGUCGCUGUAUACGCCCCGGUCGAGCUUGACUGUGCAUCUAAGUAAGAUCCCUAUGCCGGAACUGCAGCCGAAGCCUCCUGCACAGCCGGAGCCUGCGUUCAAUCCUGAAGAAUUCGGAACGUGGGCCCAUCACUCGGAUUCUUAUCCUACGCCGAGCCAGUCGCCCAAGGAAGAAUCGCACAAAGGGAAGGGCAAGGAGAAAGUUUUGGAUCCGAAGGGAAAGGGCAAAGAGAAACAGAGCUCGAAGGACCGGAAGAAGAGAGAAAAGAUGGAAAAGGAAGAGAAGGAACGAGAAAAGAAAGAGCAGGAGGACAAGGACAAGAGGGAGAAAGAGGAGAGAGAACGAGAAAGGAAGGAGCGGGAGAGGCGAGAGAAAGAGAGCCCGAAGCAGAAAGCCAAGCGAGAAAAGAAGGAGCGAGAGCAGGAGGUGAAGGACAGGGAGAGAGAGGAAAGGGAACGCCGGGAGAGAGGUAAGUAA